CGAAGCUUUUGAGCUAUAUUGCAACCUCACGAUAGUACUAUCAUACACUUGGUCUAUAUUAUCAACCAACUCUUCCAGAAUAGCACGAGCAUGAGCUUUCCGCUUCAUCACUGGAUCUACAACGCCGCGUCCCAUGGCGAACCAUUCAUGCAACUCAGCUCCGAAAUUAGACCAAGAUCCAAAAGGCAGAGAAUGGAAUUCUGUUUUCUCUAACAUUAACCGUAGAAAGUAUGAUCGCAUAUUCCAAGCGUGCCUGCAGGAGGACAACGUCGAGCGGAACCUCUUGGAUGCCUUUUUUCAGAUCACCGAAAGCGCUUUACCGUCGCGUGAGGUUGAGGAGGCGAAGAAAUUUGUACGAAAUGCUUCAAAAGGGGAAGCCGCACGAAUCCUGACCCGUGCUUGGGUGGAGAGCCGUAGAAAGUCGACUGAUGUUAAUCGACGCCUUCCAGAGUGGCUUGACCCGGACCAGUUAUCUAGUUUUCUCAAGGAACGGUCCGACAAGCCUAUCCACGAAUCAGAUGCAAUUCGGCGCCUUAUUUAUAUACCUGAGCUCACAUUGGAUUAUAUACUCACCCUCGCGAAGACAGCGUCAUGGAAUGAGGUACUGGCUUUGAGAGCCGUUUUACGCCGCCACAUAGCACGUCAAGCAUCGAUCCAAGUGCAUAUACCGCUUACCGGGUUCCUUACAUUUCAUCUAGAACUUAGCCUUCCACAUCUCAUAUUGCGGGAAUGCGGGUCUUCACCGAAUGUGGAAGGGAAUAAAAAAGGCCGAGUGCAACAGCUGACGACAAAUCUCUCCUUCUUGAACAUGGAAUCUAAUACCGGCGAGAAACCUGCUCGUUUCUCCAUCCGCAAAGCACACGACACCAUACUUUUAUUUGGUUGUGACAAUCUGGAAUGGACGGGUUAUAGAUUUUCUGAUCAUAGACCUGAGGAGGAUGACGAUGAGGAGGAAAUGCCGGAUAAGGAUAUAUUCGCCUCAUGUGGUUCGGAUGAAGUACUGGAUGCGUACAAUACAAUAUGGGACCCUAGAGUGUACUUCCUACACGUUGUGGCCAUUCGUAUUGGCGCCGUACUACAUGAGUUCAAGUACUUAGUUCAGAAACUAGAGACGGGUUUCAAUGGUUGGAUGACAGAACGCAUAUACACAAAUCUUCCACACGGCCAGGAUCAAGGAGCUAGUAACAAGCGGUUACACGAGGACACCUUGCAGAUCAAACAAGUUCUGCACGAGUUACGUGUACAUUGGUCUGCGGCUGUACACGCGUGGAAGAAGUUCAGUGAUAUCAAUGGGGAUAUUCUCCACUUUGCUGAUGUCAAGGAUGGGAAUGCCCGACAUGCAUUGAAAAGGAUCAAGAAGUUCUUUGCGGAUCUGUUAUUUUUGGAACAAGAUUUGAAUUCAUUGGACAGGCUGUACGAGGACUCCACUAAAGCACUCAGCCAUCAGACGUAUGAUCUCAGCCAUCAAACUCAUGAUAUCAGCCUCCAAAUAAACAAACUAAGCAAACGCACUACAGCCAUAGCUUUGGUCAGUCAGAAGGCUGCGGAAGAGACAAGUCGCACCACUCGAGUCAACGUGCAGAUCAUCUUGACUACGACACCCUUUGCAAUUGCCCUACAAUACUUUUGUAGCGAACAAAAUCUUUUCGCGAUUAAUCGGACUCCUAAGACUUUCUUGAUUUGUCUUUUCGUACUAUCAUUGACCCUUCCGCUCAUCACCUUUGUCGUUGAGCAACUCAAUCAAUUUGGGAAGUUGUUAUACCAAAAGCUUAUUCAGAGCGCGGGGCGAAAUACUUUACGAAAGCCUAAUGCUGGUAAGUUGCUUCUUUUUAUUAGUAAUCUUUUCGUGGUCAAAGCUAUCUUGCCUUAA
Molecule: messenger RNA, 1870 nt
Organism: Cucurbitaria berberidis CBS 394.84
Lineage: Eukaryota; Fungi; Ascomycota; Dothideomycetes; Pleosporales; Cucurbitariaceae
Exons: 7
Coding region: 134-1870 (578 amino acids)
Source: RefSeq, a predicted model, not a curated record